CCGCUCCCCCGCUACGCCUUGGGAACCGCAGCUGGUCCCGGCCUUGCGGCCUGCGGGGGGCGGGGGGGCAGGCUGCCCGGAGGAGGCGGCGGCAGUGGCGGUGGCGACGGCGCUUCCCCGACCCCCCAGGACCGCAGCUUCCUUCCUGCCAGCAGGUCUGUCCAUCUGUCGGUACAUCCGCGGGGGUCCACCAUGGCCACCUUCAGCCGCCAGGAAUUUUUCCAGCAGCUGCUACAGGGCUGUCUCCUGCCCACUGCCCAGCAGGGCCUGGACCAGAUCUGGCUGCUCCUGGUCAUCUGCCUCACCUGCCGUCUCCUCUGGAGGCUUGAUCCUUCAGCAAGGACAUCUUCAUCUACAACCACUCCCCCCACCACCAAAAUUUAAUCCGGCUGCAGCUAUAUACUCUAUUAGAGGAUUGCCAUCCUACCUGAAGCACGCAAGCACCGUGGCCGGCGGGUUCUUCAGUCUCUACCACUUCUUCCAAUUGCACAUGGUGUGGGUGGUGUUGCUUAGCCUGCUGUGUUACCUCGUGCUGUUCCUCUGCCGACAUUCCUCGCACCGUGGCGUCUUCCUGUCCGUCACCAUCCUCAUCUACCUGCUCAUGGGUGAAAUGCACAUGGUGGACACCGUGACCUGGCACAAGAUGCGAGGGGCCCAGAUGAUCGUGGCCAUGAAGGCGGUGUCUCUGGGCUUCGACCUGGACCGGGGCGAGGUGGGGGCAGUGCCCUCACCCGUGGAGUUCAUGGGGUACCUCUACUUCGUGGGCACCAUCGUCUUUGGGCCCUGGAUCUCCUUCCACAGCUACCUGCAGGCCGUCCAAGGCCGCCCACUGAGCUGCCGGUGGCUGCAGAAGGUGGCCCGGAGCCUGGCGCUGGCCCUGCUGUGCCUGGUGCUGUCCACCUGUGUGGGCCCCUACCUCUUCCCGUACUUCAUUCCCCUCGACGGCGAUCGCCUCUUUCGAAACAAGAAACGCAAGGCCAGGGGUACCAUGGUAAGGUGGCUGAGAGCCUAUGAGAGCGCCGUGUCCUUCCACUUCAGCAACUAUUUCGUGGGCUUUCUGUCCGAAGCCACGGCCACGCUGGCGGGGGCUGGCUUCACCGAAGACAAGGAUCACCUGGAAUGGGACCUGACAGUGUCCAAGCCGCUGAACGUGGAGCUGCCUCGCUCCAUGGUGGAAGUUGUCACCAGCUGGAAUUUGCCCAUGUCCUACUGGCUCAAUAACUAUGUUUUCAAGAAUGCUCUCCGCCUGGGGACCUUCUCAGCCGUCCUGGUCACCUAUGCAGCCAGUGCCCUCCUGCAUGGUUUCAGCUUCCACCUGGCUGCAGUGUUGCUGUCUCUGGCAUUUAUCACUUAUGUGGAGCAUGUCCUCCGGAAGCGCCUGGCUCGGAUCCUCAGUGCCUGCGUCUUGUCCAAACGGUGUAGGCCAGACUGUUCACACCGGCAUCGCUUGGGCCUGGGGGUUCGAGCCUUAAACCUGCUCUUCGGGGCACUAGCCAUCUUCCACCUGGCCUACCUGGGCUCCUUGUUUGAUGUGGAUGUGGACGACACCACGGAGGAGCAGGGCUACGGCAUGUCCUACACUGUCCACAAGUGGUCAGAGCUCAGCUGGGCCAGUCACUGGGUCACUUUCGGGUGCUGGAUCUUCUACCGUCUCAUCGGCUGAGGCCCCUCUGCGGAUCUGCACAGCUCCCUCAAGACCUUCCCUCAGGGCACCCGCUCUGGCGGGUGAGGGGGGGUGAGGGAAGGCCCUCGCUCUCGUUCUUGACCCCUCUCCGCCCUUGACCCCUCUAAUGCCCCCGCGCGCUCGCGCCCGCACACACGCACAUGCGCGCACACACAUGCACACACACUUUCCAUGCCUGUCAAUCCCCACCCCACCACAAAGCGGGAAGGGUGUGGUCCCUGCUGGAGACUAGGGUUGGGGGAUGCAUGGGGAAGCAGAGAGGGGGAGACCCAGGGCCUCCCCACCUUCCUCCUCCCUUUUUAUAUACAGUUUGUUAUUGUCAAAUAAAAAGUAGGAAAUAU
Messenger RNA from Erinaceus europaeus (western European hedgehog), 2025 nucleotides. It is a transcript of the gene PORCN, whose product is annotated as porcupine O-acyltransferase. The transcript is spliced from 16 exons. The record is from RefSeq and is a predicted model, not a curated record. Gene Ontology annotation, cellular component: membrane; endoplasmic reticulum. Gene Ontology annotation, biological process: canonical Wnt signaling pathway; Wnt protein secretion; lipid modification. The coding region runs from base 491 to 1663 and encodes 390 amino acids. Gene Ontology annotation, molecular function: palmitoleoyltransferase activity; Wnt-protein binding. NCBI's taxonomy places the organism in Eukaryota, Metazoa, Chordata, Mammalia, Eulipotyphla, Erinaceidae.